AUGGUAGAGGCAGGAACAGGUCUGGACGAUUCCCUGCAGGACUAUCCCUUUGAGGACUGGGAGCUGCCUGGCAAGUACUUGCUCCAGCUGUGCCCCCGCAGCCUGGAGGCUCUGACAGUGUGGCCUCUGGGCCACCAGGAGCUCAUUCUGGAUGGGGUGGAACAGCUCCGGGCCCUGAGCACUGGGCUACAAACAGAGAACCUGCAGAGCCUGGCAGAGGGGCUGCUGGAGGGGACCCAGGCCUUCCAGAGCUUAGUCCAGGGACGCCUGGGGGACUCUCCUGAGAUCCCUGCCGAAGUUCUCAGUGCAGCUGUGAAGCUAGUGCAUGCAGCCCGUGCUCUUCUCUUCUGGCUCAACAGGUACCUCUUCUCCCAGUUAAACGACUUCUCAGCCUGCCAGGAGAUCGGGGCGUUGUGUGGGGAGCUGAGCCAGGCUUUGCAGGAGGACUGCCCAGAGGCUGUGAAGGAGAGCAAAGUCCUGAGGAUCUGCAGCCACGUGUCUGGAAUCUGUCACAACAUCCUGAGCCACACCCCAGAGGAGCUGCUUGAGCAGAGGGCUGUUCUAGAGCAGGUGCAGCUGGACAAUCCUUCGGACCUGGAAAUCCAAACCACAAGCAACUGCCUGCACUUUGUGUCCCGAGUGAACACCCAGGUCUCCACUGACUCCCAGCUGCAGAUCCUGCCUGGAGAUGAGGUUGUCCAGAUCAAUGAGCAGGUGGUGGUGGGCUGGUCUCAUAAGAACGUGGUGAGGGAGCUGCUUCAGGAGCCUGCCGGGGCCAGCAUAGUGCUGAAAAAGAUCCCAGUGCCAGAGACCCCUCCACAGACCCCCUUGGACUCCCUACACCUGAGAAGCCAGUCACUGGCUGUGGCCCCACUGUCUCCCAGGGUCUCAUCUGAAGAAGUCUUUGCCUUCAACCUGACUUCAGACUCAUAUCCUGGGCCCGGCCCUGCUUGGACAGACCCCGAGCCCCUGCCCAUCACACCUGCAUCUCCAGCCACAUUCUCAGCAGGAAUAGCAGAGACACCUGGGUGCCCAGGACACCCUGACAAGAGUCCUGUCCUUGGUCGGAAGAAAUCCAAAGGGAUGGCAACAAAGCUGAGCCGACGGCGGGUAUCUUGCCACGAGCUGGGCCGGCCAGACUGUGAUGGCUGGCUCUUGCUGCGCAAGACACCUGGUGGCUUCAUGGGUCCACGCUGGCGCCGCUGCUGGUUCGUGCUCAAGGGGCACAUGUUGUACUGGUACCACCAGCCACAGGACGAAAAGGCCCAGGGCCUCAUCAAUGUCUCCAACUAUAGUCUGGAAAGUGGACAUGAUCAGAAGAAGAAAUAUGUGUUCCAGCUCACCCAUGAGGUGUACAAACCCUUUGUUUUUGCGGCUGAUACCCUCUCUGAUCUGAGCAUGUGGGUACGCCACCUCAUUACCUGCAUUUCCAAGUACCAGUCCCCAGGCCGGACCCCGUCAGCUCCAGAAGAAGACUGCUACAGUGAAACAGAAGCAGAAGACCACGAUGAUGAAGCUGGGUCCCGCUCAGCCUCACCCAACCCAGUGCAGUCUUGGAGUCCACUCCACGAAGACACCUCACCCUCAGCCUCCCCGAUGAAGCGCAGCCCGAGGACCUCCUUCAAUGCCCCAGCAGACAGCAGUGAAGGGGCACUGGAAGGAAUGGUUCGGGGCCUGAGGCAGGGCGGCGUGUCGCUCCUGGGCCGGCCACAGCCCCUGACCCAGGAGCAGUGGCGGAGUUCUUUCAUGCGGCGCAAUCGAGACCCCCACCUCAAUGAGUGCGUGCACCGCGUGCGGGCACUACAGAGUACACUCAAGGCAAAGAUGCAGGAGUUGCAGGCCCUGGACGAAGUGCUAGGUGACUCUGAGCUGACUGCAGAGAAGUUUCGCAGGUGGAAGGAGCAGAACCAGGAGCUGUACUCAGAGGGCCUGGGGGUCUGGGGAGGGGUGCAGGCAGAAGACAGCUCCCAAGCCCUGAUGUCUGGCUCCAGAGAACAGUCCCCGCAGCCCCUGCCCUCUGACCCUGAGGAGCCCUCCCAUCUUUGCCCCCUUGACCCCAAAGAACAACCUCCAACCUCCUGACCCCAGACCCUGAGAACCACCUCAUCCCCAGCCUCUGACAUACCCAGGGUAGCUUGUCCCUAGGUUCUGUUCAGGGCUGGAAAUAGUGCCAACACCAUUUCUGCUCCUGUCUCCCCUGGAGUGGGAUGAAGUGAGUUUUUGCCACCCUCCUUCCUGAGAAACACACCCCCACCCUGCCCUCAGAUCUGAGGCACACAGCCUGACCCUCACUGUCCCUCAGUACUGCUCAUUCCCUCAAACCAGUUCUGGACUGGUGUUUAUUUUACAUGAGACGCACUUUUUCAGCAAAUAAAGUCGAUUUCUCUGAACUGAA
Molecule: messenger RNA, 2395 nt
Organism: Heterocephalus glaber (naked mole-rat)
Lineage: Eukaryota; Metazoa; Chordata; Mammalia; Rodentia; Bathyergidae
Source: RefSeq, a predicted model, not a curated record